GGUAUUUUUUAGCACGUGUUGAACACAACUCGAUGCGUAUGUCAUGUACGUGCGCAUAAGUGUUGGAUUUUUGGAGGCCCGCGGUAGAAACGUGUUAACAAAAUGCCGAAACCAAACUCCAGGAUGAGUUUGGCGGAGCAAAUUGCUGCUCUGAACGAUCCUGCUCCAAGUUUUGACCCAGAAGACGCUUCUGAUACAGAGACCAAAGCUAAACUUGCCGAAUUUGAAGACGAAUUUGAAGAUGCCUCUGAUGUCCCCUCAAGCAAACUCCGCAGGAGAAACGCAGGGAUCUUAGCUGAUGACGACAAGCGUUACGCCGGACGGACCACAUCCAGGAGGGACUUGGACUCAUGGGACGAUGGUGUCAUAGGGAGCUCCAAACAGGGGGACGAUGCCCUCAGCAGCGAUGACGAUGCCAGCAUUAGCGAUGAUGGGAGCAUCAGCGAUGAUGACCGGAUGCAGCAAUGUUCAGAUGAAGACUCAUCCGCUGAAGAACAGUCGGACUCCGAUGGUGAAAGGCGUGCCACCCGAAAUCUUGAAGAUGCGUUCAUGAGGAUCAGAGCGGAGUUAGAUGAGGAAUCCUCGGGAGAUGAUGAAAUUGGCGCCGCAGAAGAUGACGAUGAUUUUGAUGAUCACGGAGAAGAUAGCGAUGACAAUGAUCAUGACGAUGAUAGUGAUGAUGAUGAUGAUGAUGAUGAUGAAGAUGGGGAUUACCAUAGCAACCAGGAGGCAACAAGUGGAGUGCAAGCUUUCUCAGAAGUGAGCAUUGAGGAAGAGGUUGCCAAGGGUAAAGCCACCAAGGCACAGCUGACCUUAUGGGAUGCCUUCAUUGAGAGUCGGAUCAAGAUUCAGAAGGCCCUAGCGAUAGCCAACCAGCUUCCGGCUUACGACAAGCAAGCGGCCUUCGUCCAGAGGGGCGGCCAGGCGGUGCAGGAAAUGUUGCAUUCGAGCAGCAGACAGCUGAAGGCGCUUUUGAAAAAGCUGAUCGAUCUGCAGCAGGCUCUGUUGCUUGGCAACCAGGCAACCCGCCACAUCGUUGUGGGCAAAGAGGCGGUUGACCAAAAGAGUGAUGAGGAGGUGACAAGCUCGGAUGACGCCGAUGGUGAAGACGACUCAUCCCCUCCUGAGCGUUCCCGCCAAAGGCCAGCCGUGGGACAGCGCAAGAGGAAGCCGGACACGGGUGACCUGGGGGAAUUCCUCGCCAAGAGACACAAGGACUUCCAAUCGUUCCAGUUUGACACGAUCCAGAAAUGGCACGAGAAGACCAGACUGGCCAGCGGCAAGCACAGCUCCAAGUCCUUUGCCUCGUUUGAGAAAUCGGCCGUUUCACAAAUAGAGCAGGUGCUGCAGGACAAGCCAAGACUCAUCAGACGGACCCAACUGCGCCGAACAGUGUACACGCGACUGGGAGAGCCAGAGGGAGCAGACGACGGCACACAGUCAAAAGAAGACUCACAGGAUGUGACUGCAGCCGGCAACUCUCAUCUGAAAGAGUAUGAUGAAGAAACCUUUGACGACGACGACUUCUACCAUCAGUUGCUACGGGAACUGAUUGACAAAAGGACAUCAUCAACCACCGACCCGGUCCAGCUAACCAGGCAGUGGCUGGAAGUGCAGAAGCUGCGGAGAAAGAUCAAGAGAAAGGUGGACACCAAAGCGAGCAAGGGGAGGAAGAUAAGAUACGACGUCCAUCCUCCACUUGUGAGCUUCAUGGCGGGAAAGGACACAGGGACGAUGAUGGAGAGUGCUAGGGACGAGUUGUUCAGGUCAUUGUUUGGCAGACGGAGGAACCUAGCCAAAGACGUCCUCUAAAGAUCCAGCCGACGUAGGUACGUUUCGUCGCGUCCCUGGUGUUCCAUUAUCAGCUUUCCGUCGUCGGCAGCAGGCCCACUUUUGAUGGAUUCCAGGGCCAGUGUAGGCAGCCUCGCCUCUCACCGACCAAAGACUUCCCCGAACCAGGGCUUCAUGCGGUCGCCGACAGCUGGAAAACUUUGCCUAGCAAGCCAAAGCUGAGAGCCAAUCAUGAGCAAUGUAUGGUACUUACUUACAGGGACUUUAGCCUGGUAAGCUGUGUUGCUUUAAUGACAAUUGUUUUCUUUCGGUAGUUGAUAAAGGCGUGGUGACUCUGAGCAUAAUCACGCUCUCAGGGGCAAAAAUGCAGAACGUUACUGUUCAACCGUCGUUCUCCGAGUUGUAAUUUAAAAUUUUCAUGGAGAGUGACAAAAAUAUUGAAAGGGGGAGGCCGAUGGUCUUGGCUCACUUAGAAACCUUGUCCAAAAUUUUGUGCUCGUCUUGGUAUCUUUGCCGUCUUGGAAUAGUUUAUGCCAUCUAUUAGCAGCCAAACGUUUAAACUGCUACAAGCAUGCUGAGAGACAAAUCGUUGUGGGCUGCCAGGCAACUUCUGUAGGUUGGAGAGCACAGGUUUACUGGGAACACUUCAGAGCCGCAGCUGUCUCGAAGACCAUCUUGGGAUGCAUUCCCCUCGUAUCAGGGACUUCGAACACUGUUCUCCCAUGUACAUGUAUGCCUGACGUUAACUUUCAUCAAGAUGCCAAUCUGAGUGAUAUACAAGGUACAUGUGUGUACAUUAACCCUAACCCUCGAGGGCAUUUUGGCUUAGACACCUUGCCAAAGCAUCUUGCCUGCCCAGUGUUGACAAGAUCCAACAGGUCAACUCUCCCCAAGGCCAGACAGCCUGGGAGUCGGUGGUUGCCAGUCACCAACAAGAUCGAACAGUGGCAUUGUCCAAUGGGACUAGAUCCCAUUACAAUUAGCAAUUUAGCGAUAACAGGUGCAUCAAAGAAUUGACACUGGCACGCACACCGAGAGGUCAGAUUUGUGGUGCAAUAAAAUUUAUUUCAUUCUCUUCGUUACAAAAUAUUCAUUCCUCUAGAUUUGGUUUUUGUCUUACACAUGUUAAAGUAAAUGCCUCAUUUUAUGCAGUCGUCCAACAAUUAAAAUUGUAACUUAUUUCCAUACUGUAGAAAUG
Acanthaster planci (crown-of-thorns starfish) is the source of this 2989-nucleotide messenger RNA. Its product is annotated as protein AATF-like. The record is from RefSeq and is a predicted model, not a curated record. NCBI's taxonomy places the organism in Eukaryota, Metazoa, Echinodermata, Asteroidea, Valvatida, Acanthasteridae. Gene Ontology annotation, biological process: regulation of transcription by RNA polymerase II. Gene Ontology annotation, cellular component: nucleus; nucleolus.